This is a messenger RNA of Brassica napus (rape), 1371 nucleotides long. RefSeq lists its product as uncharacterized. NCBI's taxonomy places the organism in Eukaryota, Viridiplantae, Streptophyta, Magnoliopsida, Brassicales, Brassicaceae. Gene Ontology annotation, molecular function: nucleic acid binding; zinc ion binding. The record is from RefSeq and is a predicted model, not a curated record. Bases 1 to 1371 code for a protein of 456 amino acids. The transcript has 4 exons.
AUGAAAGAGGUGCUUGAAGCCAUGAAGGCUAUGGGGACUCAGAUCUUGGCCAUGACCCAGGCAUUCACGCCAGUAAGGACAGCCAUUCCCUUGGGGAAUGACCGGACAGGUCCAAUUGCGGCAGCUCAGGCAGCUGGUCGAGGAGCUCAGCAGCAGUUGGAGGAAGUGGCUGAGGUGAUUGAAAUCGAUCCCCCAGCUAGAACUGCUAAGAGGAUGGAUUAUCUGAAGCUGCUGGAGCACAUAUCCAAGCUGGGCACUAAACACUUUGCUGGAAGUGUUGAUCCAUUAGAGGCUGACGAGUGGAGGAGCAGACUAGUCCGUAAUUUCAGCUCAACUCGAUGCCCAGAUGACUACAAGAAGGACAUUGCGGUUCAUUUCUGGGAAGGUGAUGCUCACAACUGGUGGUUAGCUCUAGACAAGCCUGAGGCGUGGGAUCGCCUAGAAGCUAAGGUCUUGGACCUGGUCCAGGGUCGCAGGACAGUAAGGGAGUAUGAAAAGGAGUUCAACCGCCUCAGGCGUUAUGUGGGUAAGGAGUUAGAGGACGAGUCAGUACAGGUUCGUCGGUUCAUAAGAAGCCUAAGGGUUGAGCUACAAACCUACUGCUCAGUUCGCACCUUUCACACUGUGUUCGAGCUGGUUGAAAGGAUGGCCAUGCUGGAAACUAACCUGGCCGAGGAGGCUAAACUAAAGACCCGGAGUCACACGACUCCUAGUGGUGGUAAUAAUGACCGCGAGAGGAAAAGGGACCAGGCUGAGGAAGGUAAACCUUCAAGUGGUAGGCCUGAGUGUCCCAAGUGCGGCAGACAUCAUGGUGGUGAAUGCUGGAGAGCAAUGGGAGCCUGUCUCCGAUGUGGCAAGAUGGAUCACUCAGCUCGUGACUGUCCUAGACAGGAGCAAGGGGCUAGUGGAGACACCAGGACAUGCCACUACUGUGGGAAGAAGGGACAUCUCCGUAGGGAUUGUCCUAAGCUGUCGUCCGGACUCAGCAAGAGUCGAGGAGAGGCUAGCCGGCCGGAUCAGAACCGCGGGCAGACUUCAGCACCGCGCGUUUAUGAGUUGGCUAAGGAUGAGGACAGGACAGGACCAUUCCAAGCGAUCACUGGGACCCGAAGUAUUGGUGGUGUGGAAACACAUGUACUUUUCGAUACUGGUGCUACACAUAGCUUUGUGAGUCCCGGGAUGCUCGGAAAGGGGUUGUUCCAGUUGGGAACGGGGGAUUGUCCUGGGGUAGUGAACGCGGCCGGUGGGCAAGUUAUGAGUUCACUAGGAGUGAUUUGGGACAUCCCAGUGGAGAUCCAAGACAGGGUCAUGCCUGUGGAUCUUGUGGUAGUUCACCUAAAGAAUCACGAGGAUGCUGAGGAAGGGUUGUGA